This is a messenger RNA of Adelges cooleyi (spruce gall adelgid), 1717 nucleotides long. It is a transcript of the gene Rrp40, whose product is annotated as exosome complex component RRP40. Gene Ontology annotation, molecular function: RNA binding. Gene Ontology annotation, biological process: CUT catabolic process; exonucleolytic trimming to generate mature 3'-end of 5.8S rRNA from tricistronic rRNA transcript (SSU-rRNA, 5.8S rRNA, LSU-rRNA); U4 snRNA 3'-end processing. NCBI's taxonomy places the organism in Eukaryota, Metazoa, Arthropoda, Insecta, Hemiptera, Adelgidae. Gene Ontology annotation, cellular component: cytoplasmic exosome (RNase complex); nuclear exosome (RNase complex). The transcript has a single exon. The record is from RefSeq and is a predicted model, not a curated record. Bases 167 to 850 code for a protein of 227 amino acids.
UGUGAUAAACACAAUUUGAAAACAUUUAACAUAGGUAAAAAGACUUUUUAUGUCGAAUAUUAAUUAUUAACGAUUAAUAUAAAUAUUUUAUAUUUUACCGCCAUUAUAGUAGGUACAUUGUUAAAUCUUGUUCGUGAAUUGGCCAGUUGAUUCAGUGACGAGAAAUAUGUUGGACAGUGUUGUUUUGCCCGGUAACGACGUUUCGCAGACAAUAUUCGAAGGAGAAUCUAAGAAACAAGAUAAAAUUAUCGGACCCGGACUCGUGACAAACAACGGUAAAAUUAUCGUGAGUAAUGGAGGAAUACUAAGAGGCAAACAUAAUAAGCUGUACUGGGUUGAACAUCGCAAAAAAAAAUAUAUGCCGUCCAAAGACGAUAUUGUCGUAGGAGUUGUGGUGGCCAAAACUUCUGAGCUGUACAAGGUGGACAUUGGAUCUCACGAAUUCGCCACGCUUCCAUACUUGGCAUUUACUAAUGCUACCAAAAAAAAUAGGCCUGACGUCAAAGUGGGCAAUGUUUUAGCCGCUCGCGUUAAAGCUACCACACCUUAUAUGGAAGCGGAAAUCAGUUGUGUGGAAUCCGCUAACAGUGUUGUACUAGGCCUAUUAGAAGACGGCUUCUUAAUAAGUGUCAGUUUGAAUUAUGCGUUACAAUUAAAAAAUCCCAACUCCAAGUUGCUGUCAGAGCUCGGGCAUUUUAUACCUUAUGAAAUUGUUAUUGGCAUCAACGGUAAAGUAUGGAUUAAAACUUCGUCUGUACAAAGGACUAUCGCCAUUGGAAGCGCCAUAAUAAAUGCGGAACACUUGAAAGAAGAUGAUAUUCCUCAACUGAUUAAAACUUUAAAAAUGUAAAUUAAAUUAAUAACAUUAUGUAAAAACGUAUAAUAUUUUUGUAUCUUAUUGAUUUGGUGGUUAUAUUUGUAAUUUGAAAUGUUAUAAGGUAUAUUUAUUUACCAUGACAAUUUAUCAAAGCAUUCUUGUAAAUAUCAUAAACUUUUUUGAACGUUAAAAAGUAUAUAAACAAAUAUGAUGUAACGAUUUAUUGUUUUACAUAAACACCACACCAUUUGAAAUAAUACCAUGUUAAAUUACUUCUACUCUGUUUUACGCUGGUGCCAAAGUACUGUUGUUAUUAAUUACUAUGAAAAAGUUCCAUAAUAAUUGGUACAAUUUUAAUUGUUUUUCAGUAAUAACAUUAAAAACUAUUCUAAAAAAAGCAAAGUCUUGAUUAGUUUGGGAAUUUAAUUUUAACCCAUUAAUAGGUAGAAUCUGUCUCUACUUAAAUACACUAGCAAAAUGCAUUGUUUAAAUAAUAUACAAAAUUGUAAACCGCGCUUAACUAAUUUAAACUGCACAAAACGUGGACAUCUCUAUUAUUUUUUUACUCCAAGAAUGUUGAAAUAUUAUUUUCAUAGCGGAGUCAUAUUUUUUAUUUGACAAAAAUUAUUUAUAAAAUAAAAUAAAUACAUAUUUAUGAUGUUUUUUCAGUCACAAUGAACAACAGAAUAUCUCAAGUUAGGUUUUUUUUUUCUUACAGCAUUACCUUUUCUAAAAAGUUCUCGUGAAAUGCAAUCCUAGUUCAUUGGAAAUACGUUUACAAAUUAAAUUUUCCUAAAUACUGUAUCUCAAUUGGAAAUACUAUUGUUAUAUUUGAAAAGAAACAUAAUUGAAUUGCAAUUGAUUUCCCAUCAGACCUUAAAAAAAGUUUGAAUAUAAUAU